This is a messenger RNA of Panicum virgatum (switchgrass), 768 nucleotides long. RefSeq lists its product as uncharacterized. The record is from RefSeq and is a predicted model, not a curated record. NCBI's taxonomy places the organism in Eukaryota, Viridiplantae, Streptophyta, Magnoliopsida, Poales, Poaceae. The transcript has a single exon. The coding region runs from base 38 to 586 and encodes 182 amino acids.
CGCACCAUCUCCGUCUCGCCGCCGCCAAAAGGAAAGGAUGGUCCACGUGCGCAUCUCCUGCCAUGCCGACCUCCAAGCCCUGCAGGACCGCUCCGAUGGGCGCAUGUCUCUAAAUCUCCUCUCUCUGGAGUCCGUGCGCAUAGCGAGCGACUCGUAUGCACUCCUCCGCAACCUGAUUGAGCGGAGGUACUGGCGAUGCCCCCAGAUCGAUCUCCUCUUGCUCGUGGCAGGCGUGGCGGUGGAGCUCCACAAGAUCAAGCAUGAUCUGUUUCCCCUCGUUGUUCAGGAGGCCAAGCUGGGAGAGGGCUUCUCGAAAGCCCUCAUACUCCUGAAGAACUCAGCAAUUGCGCUUGUACGUCUGGGGGAGGAAGCUAAGGAAAUAGUCAAAAAAUGUGUCGGAUCGCUUGUUAAGGAGGAUGAGUUCUUAGGCAAAGUUGAAGUGGUGGGUGCAGUGUUAAAGUAUAACGUCGAUCAGGUACUGAAUGGUACUCGCAAAUUUGACUGGCUUCAGUCACGUGUCCCGCCCGUGCUCGAUGGGGUCGACGCUCUGUUGUCGACCCCGGUUUAUUUCCCUGAUUCUGUGUAGACUAUCAGCUGUUUCUUGCCAGCUCGUGACUGUUGUGGUGAGUAUUUUUUAAGGGCGUGGCAAACAGCUUAGAACUGUAGGGGUAGUUUGCACAGCUCUCAAAUGUUGCGAUGUUUACUUCUUGGAGUGGCAACACCCUUUAUGUUUGGAUGAUGUUAAUGGAUUUUAAAUGAUUUGUAUUA